This is a messenger RNA of Daphnia pulicaria, 1612 nucleotides long. RefSeq names its product sulfotransferase 1 family member D1-like. Gene Ontology annotation, molecular function: sulfotransferase activity. Lineage: Eukaryota; Metazoa; Arthropoda; Branchiopoda; Diplostraca; Daphniidae. Gene Ontology annotation, biological process: sulfation. The transcript has 6 exons. Gene Ontology annotation, cellular component: cytoplasm. The coding region runs from base 461 to 1420 and encodes 319 amino acids. The record is from RefSeq and is a predicted model, not a curated record.
AUUCUUGUUGCCUUAGGUGAGAUAACGCCCAUGAAGGGUCGUUAUCCUUUUUCUGUUUUACUAUUUCCAAGGUAAGAUAAAAUUCCUUCCUUUCAGACCUGUCGGUGGCAGCAGCACUCUAGAACAUCUCCAGUGCCAACAUCGACGUAGGUGGAGCUGCGCGUGUACUACUACUCUUUUAAAAAUUAAUACACUCGAGUCUUUUAAAUUAUUCAAAGUGCCUCAGCAGUUCCAGUCCGCACACAAAAACGACCUUCGGGUGUGUUACUACCAGAUUCCAGUGCUUCGAUGCAGAUUAUAGCCUCGAGACAAAUAUUUACAAAGCCAAGGAAUAUGCUAUUUAAACCAAAUUGGCGAUAGAGAGAGAAAGAAAAAAGGGUGGUAGAAGUGAUUGGUUUGUUGCUGGACGAGACGCAGUUUAGAACGAGUGCGAGUCAAGCUCACAGGUGUAUACAUCAGUAUGCCGUCUUUCGACAGCCAUCAUCAACCCGACGGAAGGCUCCUCCAGUCUGGAGUCAAGUUUACCGUCAUUCCCGAAACGCUGCAGAGUCCAUUCAAGGAUCACUUUCCUGCCUACUACAAAGGAUUAGUUCGCGCAGAGCCCGGCGGAUUUGUCAUCCAUCCCAAGUUCGUCAACAACGCCGAAAAGAUUUACAACAUGAAAGUGAGGAGCGACGACGUCUGGAUCCGCACCUUCCCCCGAUCCGGCACAACUUGGACGUCCGAAUUGGCCUGGCUCAUCAUGAACGAUUGCAAUUUCCAAGAAGCUGCUCGAGUGCCACUGACUGUCCGAUCGCCCAACAUCGACACCCAUUAUUUUACCAACUGGGACGAUCUUGCCCCGUCGGAAAUCAUGAACGCCAGAAAGUGUCGAUCGGUCGAGAAGCUGGAACAGAUGCCGUCGCCCAGAGUCCUCCAAUCUCAUUUGCCAUUCCAAUUGUUGCCUACCAGAUUGCUCAACACGGCCAAGGUAAUUUACGUUGCCCGUAAUCCCAAGGACGCCAUCGUUUCCUUCUUCUACUUUCACAAGCUGGUGAAAUUGUGUUACUUCUCCGGCGAAAUGGAACAAUUUGUUGAUUACUUUAUCAAUAACCAAGUGUGCUGGACUCCUUAUUUCUUCUCCCUUUUGGACGCCUGGGGCAAACGCAACCACCCAAAUCUAUUGAUUCUGUUCUACGAGGACAUGAAAAAGGAUUUGCGGAGUCAAAUCGAGAAGAUGGCCACGUUCCUCGACAAAUCGCUGACUGAGAAACAAGUCGAGCAACUCUUGGAUCACGUCAGCUAUUUGAAUUGCGCGGGGGAAAUGGCCGACUGCCAGACGAGCCAUUUCACGCCGGAAGUGAGCCGCAAAAUCCACAAGUGGAUAGAAAAGAAUUUGGAGGGAUCCGAUUUGAAGUUUCUCACCGAUCUCGAGGAGUAAAACUAAAACCAAUUAUAUGUAUACUAUGCAGAUCCUAACGUAUUUUACACCCCCGUAACAUCGUUUACCAUAAAAUUCAAGAGGGGGGGAAUUGAUGGACAUUUUAUCCAGCGUAAAAUAUUAUCCUCUGUAUUAGGGUGUCAACUGUGUUAUCAACAUCAUUCUAAAUUACAUGUUUAAAUUUUUUGACGA